Messenger RNA from Rodentolepis nana, 363 nucleotides. The record is from the annotation of a GenBank genome assembly. Lineage: Eukaryota; Metazoa; Platyhelminthes; Cestoda; Cyclophyllidea; Hymenolepididae.
AUGUACGAAAAAGGCCAAACACGCACAGAUCCUAAACCUCUCUCUCACCCUCUCUCACCCUCUUUCUCCCCCUCUCACCUCACUCCCCUUUAUCAUCAGUGGAGCAAUUUGGUGCAGCCGAAGAAAACUCCGCUAAGUUUGAAGGGUGGAAAAAACUUGGGUUUGGAUAGCGCGGGAGAGAACACUGGAGAUGGGGAUGGGGAUGGGAGAAGUGCUUAUUGUAGCAAGGAACUAGCAGACUGGCUUAAAAGGAAGUAUGACGCCCGCGUGCUAAGGAAGAAAGAGAAAAAGACGGGGUCGCAGAAUAGUAGAAAAGAAGAAAUUCCAAAUCCAGAAAGGCACAGAGAGAUGAGGAAGUAUUAG